AUGGCUUCGCUUUCGACGACGUUCGUCGCCUCCCAGACGUUUCUCGGAAGCACAGCCGGCCGACGUCUGCCGGUUCUGAGGCCCAAGGCCACCUUCUCUACUUCCAUCCGCGGUGCGUUUGGCCCUUGAACCCAAGAUUCCUUGUUUCUGUGGUUUAGCGCAGUCUCUGGUUCGGCAUUCGUUUCUGAGCUGGUUUCGGUGCCCUGAAUUCGGCAAUGCUAGCUGUCUCUGGUGGGAUUGCGUGCACGAGGAAUGGGAGGAGAAGGUUUAUGGUUCCUGCAGCGAGUCGGCACCUGAUUGGUUCAGUGACGAAGACGGAAGGCCUGCGCUUUGCUGUGGUGGGUUUCCGGGCUAUCUAAAAUCCUCCUCAACCCCUGAAUAUCUUUUCUUUCAUAAGGGACAUUGCGGUUCAUUUCCGGGGUCCUGGUUUCCUGAUUCUGAUGUAUGGGAAGAAAAGUUCAAGAGCAUUUUUUUGACAUUUCACGUACAGUGGAGCUUGCCUGUAAGUUUAAUAGUUUUUUACCAUCUGAUUAACUUUCAGUACACCGCAUGAUUCAUUUUCACUACAAAGGCUUGACAUCAUCAUUCUUCUCCAUAACCUUGGAUUGUGAUACAAAGGUUCUUCAUUCCCGUUCUGGACACCACCAAUGAAACAGUCACUAAAUUGGAGGCAUUCAAAACCUUUUUGAUUCCUUGUUUUUUCCCAUUACACUACACAAGUGUCUUCAUACUCUGCCUCGUACUUGGGUAGGUUUUAAUGUAUACAAAAUAGUCACAAAGAGGAAAAUAGUAAUUAACUGAGAAUCCAUCAUCCCAGGCAGAUGCCUGCAGUUUUUUCCAGAAAAAGGGCAGUAAAAAACUGAUAUUUUUUGAUAGAGAUAGAAGAGACUGAGAGUGGCCAUGCAGUAGGCUUUUGCCUUUAAAAACACAUGAAAGGUUGUGUUUUGAGGGGAAAUACAACGUCAUCCUAAACAUCUCAUUGAAUUCUUUCUUCUGUGGUACAGAACAGAAAAAGGCACGUGGAACUUAUGCUUCAAUUCUUAUCGCAUGCAAAGAGUGCAAGGCCCUAAUAAUAUUUGAAUGUUAAAAAAUCUGUCGAUGCUUCAAUCAGCUGCCUAUUUUUGCUUUCGAAUGUGUUAUCAAUAUCACUUGGUCUUAAAAGCAUCAUACGUGUUUUGGGAACUCUACUGAUAAUGAGAUUAUCAGCAUGUUAGACACUAAUAAGCCUAUGAUCUGAGGUCUACUUAUCUUCUUGAAAUUGAAUAGCCCUGUUCUCUAUCAGUCUUAGACAUUGUUCCAUUCUAGCAUGUGUAACCCACAUAAAAAUAUAUAUGUUACAUCCCUCUGCUUUUUUUUCGUUCUCUAAUUAAUACAUAGUUUUGGUAGUGCCCAGAAGGACCAUAGCCAAUUGUGGAUUAAGCAAUUUGGCAAUAUAACUUUGAAGUAAUGUAAUAUUCAAAAUAGCUACCUUCUAUACGUGAAGGAAUCUUUUUUUCAAUUCUUAAAUUUCCUGGUUUAUAGAUUUUGCCCAACUUGGAAAGUUCCUUGGGAAUCAUCCCUCCAUUCAAAUGUUUGAUAAGUUGAUAUCCGCAUCAGAGUGGUACCUGUAUCCUGAAUUCUUCAUGGGCUGGGCUUUCUAUGGAGAUUUGAAAAUAUGAUACACAAGAAUAAAAGCAUGAAAGAUGGAUGAGAUAUUAGGAAGGUUUCAGUGUGAUGACAUGUCAUCGUUUUUGAAAAGUAGUACUUACGAAUAUCUUGGAGCAUCCUAUCAACUAGGCAAGGGAUUUACUCAAUACAUUGUUGAAUGGAGAAUAAACCAUAGAUGUUGCUACUUUUCUGUCAAUCCUGUCAUUCAACUAUAAUUGUAGGAUCUGAACUUUAUGAACGACUACUAGUUGGAUCAUUUUUUUCAUAGUUAUAAUACUUAGCACAUUUUAAGAUCAGUCAAGUGGGAUGAAUAACCGUUUCAAAGAGAACUAAUUAUUUUUUAUAGAGCCUGUAAACACGAAUUUACUAGUCUAAGCUUUUAUGAGUCACAAGACUAAUUAAAUUCUGCAGAUCUAAACUUGUAUGCUAUUGAGAGAUCCAGUGUUAAAGAUGAAUAACCCUUUUAUGGGGAUUGUAAAAUCGAAGAGCCAUUCGAACAUAUAACAAAGGGAAUCAACUUAUGAAUAUUCAUUUCCUGAAAGUGAAACACCUAGGAGUGAAAAGGAAAAAAUAAUGUCAGAAAACCGUUUCUAAGUUGGGCAUUAUAGUUGAUAUGUUUGUUCAUUUACUGGGUGAAAAUAUCAUAUUUUUUAGCAUAUAUUUUAUUCUCGCUGUAGAAAACGUUUUCAGUUUGUAACGUUCCCUUCAUUUAGGUUGUGGCUCGAUUUAAUGAGAUUGUGACGAGGUUGCUGCUGGAAGGAGCUUUGGAAACUUUCACCCGUUAUUCAGUCAAGGAAGAGGAUGUCGAUGUAUGUAGAUUGCUCUUAUUAUUAAUGUGCUUGUGUGUUUUAAGCUGUAUUUGUCCAGUAGAAUUGAGUUUGUUGUAGUGUCCAAAAUUUCGUUGUAUGCAACUGAUUCUUAUGAGAUGAUACUGACUUGCCAUUUUCCUCACCCUUCGGUGACUUAUCAUACUUUUAAUUUUGGGUUUCAGAUGGGUUCUCUUUUUCUUGAUUCAUAUAGAUGACGUUGGGAUCCUAGAGAAUGAUAAAAGGUUCUUGGCGUGGGUUUUGCUUGAGAACAAUAACAGAUUCCACAAUCUUAUUCUUUGUAGAAUUUCUUUUCUCUGCUUCUUAAAUUAUUAAAUUCAUUGGUUUGGUGUUUGGUUAAAAAUACUAAUCGGUUUGGUAUUUGCUUUCCAGAGGGUUCAUAUGUUCAAUCUAAGGCUUAAGAUUACAUUCCUUUUAUUCAAUGCGCUUUCAUAUCUUUUCACUUUUGCAUGAAUAGGUCAUGUAUACUUGUAUACAAGUCAUGCAUAAGGCUUAAGUAUACAAGUCAUGUAUACUUGUAAUUUCCUUACCAAAGGAGACAGAUGUAUGAAGGACAGUUUUAUGGGGUUUUCUACUAUUAUAAGGGUUGUGGAUAAGAGCAUAAUUGUUAGAGUUCGAGGUAGGAAGCUUUUUAAACAUAUUUUGUGAUUAAACAUGUAACCGCCCUGGUUGUAACAAAGCUAUUGAGUGGUUCCGACUUGAGUAAGCUCUAGUAGUGUAACUACACAUGUAGAUAAGGAUUCACACAGGGAUUUAUAGUAACCUUAUUUGUACAACUGUGUUGUUAGACGGUUUAUAUCAAGAAGUAAGCAUAUUUAUGCAACUGUGCACGUAAGAAGGUUGAUAUGAAGGAACCCAUUUAUUCAUUUAAUUGAUGUCAUAUAAAGGUUCAUGAAACUUUCUACGCUCCACUACAAAGAUACCAAUGACCUGAUUUUGUGGCAUUUCAAAUUUGUUUUUUAAAGCGGUUUUUAGGGAUGAGUAAUAUUUUUUAUGGCCGUUGGAUUUUGUUUGGCCUUUGUUUUCAUAUGUUUUGUUGGAUUUUGAGCCCUGAACUUGAAUUGUGUCCUAUUCGAUAUGAUUUGCGGAAGAAAGUACUUCAUUUUUUUCCUUGUUCCCUGGUAUAACUUCCUCUUUUUAUUUCUUUCCCUCAUGUACAGGGAUGAUAUCUUUCUUUGCUGAUUUGCUACUUUUCCCUUAUGAUGAUACUUGUAUUCAUCAUUUAUGUACACAGAAUGGCCAGAAUUAUCUCUCAUUUUAUAUACCUUUCUCUAAGAUGUCGGCUAUAUGAUGACACAAUCGAGAUCCUGUUGCAACAAAUAGUACAUUUUAGUUACCUCUCUAAAUUUUUAUAGUCUAUGCUGGUUUUGAAGUUGUUGCUCUAUAGGUUGUCUGGGUGCCUGGUAGCUUUGAAAUUCCUCUGGUUGCUCAACAACUUGGCAAUUCAGGAAGAUACAAUGCCAUUCUUUGCAUUGGAGCCGUGGUAAAUUCUCUAUUUCCAUUAGCAAGUAGUUGGUGCAGUUUCCACUAUAAUAAUGCGGCAUUGCUUAGACAAUCAAAGCUUCUUUGAAGAUAUUGUAUUAUUGCUAAUAUUUUUUCUUGAAUUUAUUGGUGACUUGUCAACGGGAAGAAACAGUACAGAAAGGAUCUGACAUCUUUUAACAAAGAUUUCGAUGGGUUGAGAUUAUUUUUGACACGAUCAAGCUAUUAAUUCUUUUUGAGUCCUGCAGGUAUCAUAAUGCUAAUAUAACAGCCACAUAUGGUCUACACAAAGAUUACAAUAUCAUGGUAAAAGAGAAGUUACGUUUCCAUGUUCCUGCUCUCUUUGACUGGACUUUGGCAUUUGGAAUGGGAACAAAAGAUUGGCUUAGUGGACUACUAAUAGGGAACCUCUAGCAAUGGCCAGAAUCAAGAGGAAAAUGAAGGAACACAAGGGAACAAGAAAAAGAACAAGGUAAAAAGGGUGGAAAGGUCUGGGUUCUCAGAGAACCCACACUUACAGCAGCAAUAAUCUUUUGGGAGGAUUACCAGAGACUCCCACACAUUCAGUCAUCAAAAACUGCCUCUGCUUCCUCUUCUUUUUUUCUUGAGUAAGAGGAUUAGGGCGUUGCACCUGCGAAGAUGGUUGUUCUAUGACCUCUCCUUCCUCUUCUAGGCUCAAGUAGAGUAGUUCAAUCAUUACUCCUUGCCCUUGUUGUAGGCCACCUGUCAACAUAUUUAGUAAGACUCCUGAUUUGCUUGGGCUGGGGUCCAAUUUUCUAUCCAACACAAACUUCGUGGUUAGUUGAGUCCAAUUUACUUCCAUCUUUCCUACGGUGUGCAGCCAUUGUAUACCUAAUAUGGCAUUGGUGAUUCCGACCUGUAGUGGCAAGAAGUCUUCAAAAACAAUUAGGCCAUGGAUUUCUAGUAAUACGUUCCUGCAUAUACCUCUCCCCUUAAUUGACACUCUGUUGCCCAUCAUGACUCUGUAGUGGGUUGUGGUCGUCAGUUGAAGUUUGCAUUUGUCUACUGGCUUUGAUGAUAUAAAAUUGUGGGUCGUCCCACAAUCAGUUAGUACCAUCAGCUGUUUGGAUCCCAAUCUGGGCCUUAAUUUCAUGGUGCCUGGCUUAGUUAGAUCACCACUAAAUUGAGGAAUAAUCCCACGUUUGUUGGUACUUUUGGUUCUGACUUGAUCCCUUUAGUCUCUUCAGCUUCCCAUACCUCAUAUUUUGAAUUUGUCUUGGGGUACUUGUCAUCUUCAUGGACCAACAAGACUUGGAACUCCUUGCACACUUCUAGGAGUGUAACAUUCAUCACAUGUUAUCAUGAAAAUCCUUGGCCCUCACGUUGUUGUCUUGUUGGCAACAACAUCUGGAUUUCUAUUUGGGGAGGCCUUUAUUGUUUUUGUCCCUCCACUACAUGGAAACCCAAUUUGCCAGUUUAUGGGUUAUGAUUUCUUAAGAAGCAUUUUGAGUCAGGCCAGAAUGGCUAAGUUAUGGCCACUUCUUGCCUGAAAUCUGACAUUCAAACCCAUAUCAAUCAAUUUUCUACCAUACGUGACUCAAUCUCAUUCAGGGUCUCUGUUAACAGAUGGUGUUGCUCCUAACAGAUGAAGAGUAUGAAAGAACAGUACUGAUAAUUUGUCAACAAAGGCGGGGGAAAAAAAUUAGGCGAGUCUCCUGGGAGCUGGUAUCAUUCACCAUGACUGCUUCUAACUUAUUGCUGCUGACUGCCUACUGACACCUCUGAAUGCUGACAUCCAAGUUGGAUGUCAUUAAUAUAAUAAUCAUCCAAUCCUUGAAAGAAAAGGGGUCAAGUCCAUUUUCUAUCCAUGUUGACCAAACUGGCUUGUCAGAAGGAAAUAACGAAACAGCUCACCACCUAAAAUCUAAAUGUUUAUAUAACAGCACCGUUUUCUGGAUGAGAAGAUAAAAGGAAAUGAAGUGACUUUCCCUCCUGGUAGAUGGAGGUCGUCGUGGGUAACAAGAGGAAAAGGAGGGGAGAGAUAGAAGUACUAAAACCCUAGUUCGGGGUUUUAGGCACCCCAACACUGUUAUCAAAAUGAUAGCUGUCCUUCCCUGUGCCUGAGUGGGCAUAGAGUUUACUGUGGGUGUAUGUGCACUCCUGUUAGCAUCAAGAUGAAGGUAGGGAGCUUACCUCUUCACGUUUUGGAGUGGAUUUUGUCCAUUAGGCAACAGGGAACCGUUGUCAACAUACAUUAAACAUAAUGUGUGUGCAUCCCUGUUGUGAUAAAUUUGUGGAUGGCAGUACCAUCCACCCUAAGAAGAAACUUACAUGAAGAGUUGACUAUGAUUGUAGCAAAAGGCAAUUCAGUGUAUUCACACAUACUAUUAGUAGAGCGAGAAAAUUUAAGAGUGCUUUAGUUUCAGAAUGCAGAGAUCGACUUUCUUUUGCUUAUAGAAGACGAUUAUAUCCACAUUCCAUCAAAAGGAACUCAACUAGGAGAUAGAAGUAAUCUGCUUUUGUUGUUCCCUAGAUGGUUCCAAUUCACUGACUAGUUCACAUCCAUUACAUUCUAACUUGUUCGAAUUCAUUUUAUUUCAUCUCUGAUGUGAGAUCAUUGUCUACGCAAGUUUAUUCUCAAGUUAUAAAUUGCACACAAGACCAGAUGAAUGCAAAUAAAUCCAUUACUUUUGUGCAAUAUCGUACAUUUUAUCAUGAACUAAGGCAUAAUUUACUGAGGUAUGGGGUGGAGAUGCUAAUAGCCUCUGUGAACUAAAAGUUACAAUGCCUUCUUCACUGGGUUCUUCAGACAGCUGCUACUUGUAAUAUUUUCUCCUGGAUUUCUUGUUUUUUAGGUGAGAGGUGAAACUACCCAUUAUGAUGCUGUAGCUAAUUCAUCAGCAUCUGGAGUACUAUCAGCUAGCCUUAAUUCAGGUUGCUUAUCUUCAUUUUUUUUUCCAGUUAUAAAAUUUUAUAAUAAUCCGUUCUAAACCUAGUUUCUACUUGUUAUAUUGCUCUCUUUCUCAUUGACACAAAAUUGGAAUGCGUACUUGCUUUUAUCAUUGUUUGAAAACAGAAUGUAAUGUUAGAGGUUCCUGUAACUUAUUUAUUAUAAGACUCAUCAUAAUAGUAGUCGGAGCAUAUCGCCAGCUGAAAAGCUGGUAAUGAAUAUUUAUCGUGGCCAGUCGAUUGUGGUUAUAUUCCAAAUAAUCUAAUAUAUUUAAAUAUCAUAAAUAAGUUAAAUUAUUCUGCAUAUAGUGAUUUGUUUCUAUGAAAUUGGUCUCUAAUAGUUUAAAGCCUUUGUUCUUAAAAUAUGUAAUUAUUAUUUUCUCAUAUAUGUUAUAUCCAUUUAAUAUCUAUAAAGGGGUUGCCUAAACCCACAGCAUUUUCACUUCUUUUAGAACUGGGAAACAGAGCAUUGAAAACUUAGGGAGUUCUUUCAUUGCAGAAACUCAGGCUGGAGUUUGUCUAAUUUGGCUUUCAAAACGAGAAUGAUGCAGUUCCUUGUUCUUCAUUUGCCUUGCCAAGAAUCCCAUAGGCCCAUAUUGUUUUGUUUUAAGGAUAUGAGAGACCUAGUUAGGCAGCUGGGUUUUGAAAAUAUCUUAAACUUAUGUCUCUCUGCUUUAUAAUAAAACACUCUUUAGUACAAGAUUCCCCUGCAUGCUACUGUUUCUGUUUCCAUUAAGAGUAUUACUUUAAGAAACAAAGAACCAUAUUAUUGGAUGUUCAUCAAAGUUGAGAGUUUCCUUCAACGUUGCUGCAGGGGUUCCAUGCAUACUUGGUAUUCUCACUUGUGAGGACAUGGAUCAGGUGAAACUUUUCAUUCAUUAAUUAAAAAUAUGUUGUGGCCCAUUUCAUUGCCUUUGUUCGACAAAUCAUUCAGGUAAAAUUUCAAUACUAAUCAUUUUUUGACAAAUCUUUCCAAGAUUUUAUGGGAGAGAUCAUGAGAAGAACUUCUUGUUCUGGGCCAGUUUUUUGCAGUGUAACAUGCUGUCUACACACUGAUUUCUCAAUGCUAAAAACUUAUAGCAUGGGUAGCGAGGGGAGAAUGAUUGCACAACUUUCAGGGUGGUGAAUUUAACCUAGUGCUACUGACUCGGCAGUUUGUGGUUCUAACUUUGCUAUAUACUUUAAGACGUAUCAACCAAGCUGAUUUUGCUUUGGACGGCUGACCCCUAAGCAUGGUAUUUUGGAACCCUAGGCUGAGAAUUUGGUUGUGUUUCCUCUCUGUGUGUCAUCUAUUGGGCAGAUUUAUCAAGAGAGAAGAAUCCACACUGGAUAGUUGUUAGAACUAUUGCCACUCAGAAAGGGAAAAAAUGUACAAGCCCUCUGCUCUGGGGAUAGAUUAUCUUUUUGUGACACAUAAUAUCCUCUUUUUUAACAGAAGAGAUCAGAUAAAUAGUACUCUUUUUUAAGAGGAUCUGUCUUUUUUUCACUCGAUUUUGUGCAUUGCUCUGCAGUUUUCUAUCAAAUAUUGUCUAUUCUUGGAAAAGAAAUGAAAGAGCAAUAUGAAAGGCAAGUAAUGGAUUUUAAUUUUCUUAUGGGAAAUUACAUAGGCUUUGAACCGUGCUGGAGGCAAAUCAGGGAACAAAGGCGCUGAAGCUGCUCUGACAGCUGUAAGUCAUGCAGAUUACCCAUUUAUGUGCCAGCUAUGGAUCUAUGUUAUCUGUUCUCCUGACUCUCAAUAAUUCACAGAUCGAGAUGGCAUCCCUGUUUGAGCACCAUCUGAAAGGAUAG
Spirodela intermedia is the source of this 8654-nucleotide messenger RNA. The record is from the annotation of a GenBank genome assembly. Lineage: Eukaryota; Viridiplantae; Streptophyta; Magnoliopsida; Alismatales; Araceae.